UCCCGCGCGGACUAGGCCUCGCGCGCCUGCCUCCCAAUCCCGCGCCAACGCGCUUGCCCAGCUGCCGCCGCCUUCCUCAUGCGCGUGUACCUCAUCGCUCGGUACUCCUAAGCCCGCAAGGUUUAGGCCUUGCGCAUGUGCGCCCCAAUCGCGCGCUCUCGUUCGUGCGCCCUUGCCGCUGGCCUGUUCGCGCGCGUCCUCGUCACUUGCGCGGUUGCUGCCCACACUCGAUGCCCCUGCAUCCUUCUCGCGCUCGCCUGCCCGCUCGCGCGUACCACCAACGCCCGUGUCACGAUUGUCUGCGGCGCCCCCUAUUGCGCCCUCUGCUUUGUGCGCGUCGCCGAUCCCCGGUCUCCCUCAGGCCACAGUGGUCGCACAGUUCCGCGACUACCAUCCAGAAAAAUUUUCCGGCCAAGGAGAUCCCCGUAUAGUAGACGAAUGGGUUCAAGGCCUUGAAAUAAUUUUCGAGGUCAUGGACUGUCCUGAUCGUUAUCACACGUUUUGUGCACAAAUCCAGCUGACCGGUGAUGCCCGACUCUGGUGGAAUGCCUAUUGGGGUAUGCGUCCCGGCGAGAAAGAAGGUUGUACGUGGGACCAAUUCAAGGAGUUGAUCCGAGAGAAGUAUUAUCCCUCGUACUACCGAGCAGACAUGGAGCGCCAGUUCUUGGCACUCACUCAGGGUACUCGUUAUGUUGAUGAGUACGAGAGAGAGUUUACUCGUCUCGGAGCCUUUUUACCCGAUCUUGUGG
This is a messenger RNA of Striga hermonthica, 749 nucleotides long. The record is from the annotation of a GenBank genome assembly. NCBI's taxonomy places the organism in Eukaryota, Viridiplantae, Streptophyta, Magnoliopsida, Lamiales, Orobanchaceae.